UCCCCAGCACUGCUGCGCUGUCGGGGACCGGGAGCUGCAUCUGCAGCAGCAAUCCGGCCACGUUAAAAACCCGCUCCUCCACUUGAUGCCGGUGACCUUGGCCGGCGCCGAUCACGCCCCUCGCUCUUGUAAAUAUCUUUCUUUGCCUUUCCCGUUGCCAUGGCAUCGCAGGACGGGCUGCAGGAGGAUCGCGUGGUGCAGCGGGGGAGAUCUCAGAGUGACCCGAGCAGCAUCACCGAGGUCCGCUUGGGUGAAGCGCACAGAGCAGAUGUGAUGGACCAGCAGAGGGCGCUGCACUCGGGCUGCCUGGUGUCGGGAGUCCGGACGCCUCCCGUCCGCCGCAACAGCAAGCUGGCCAGCCUGGGACGCAUCUUCAAGCCUUGGAAGUGGAGGAAAAAGAAAAACGAGAAGCUGAAGCCCCCCAGCGCCGGCGAGAAGAAGGCAGCUGCGCGGCAGAAGAGAGGUGACCUCGUCAGGAGGAGCCCUGGGGAGACGGAGACAGACUCGGAUGUGGCUUGCGGGGGCAACGGCGAGGACGCAGACACGCCGACUCAGUCCGACGCCGAGGACCGAGACGAGGAGCCCGUGGCCCCGCUGGCCAGCACCAGCGAAGACCUGGGCAGCGAUCUGGAGGCCUCGACAGUGCAAGAUGUGACGGAGGACUCAAAGACGGCAGGAGAUCCGAACCAGAGUGAGGACGGAGAGGACGAGAGCACCUCGCUGAGCGACCGCAGCGACGAGCGGCCCGCCGCGAAGGCGGAGCCUGCUGAAGGGAAGCGGGAGGCGGCGGCGCCGGCGGCGGCGGUGCCGGCCCCCCCGCCCAGUCGGGUCGUCACUUCCCCUCCGCCCAAAGUGGCGGUCAAACCGCUCACCAGACUGGGAAGCCUUGACUGUACGCCUUCGGUUCCAGUCAAGAAGUCCCCGGCCACCUUACCACGGAACUUCACUCUUCCCAAAGACCCCCACGGCUCCCUGUUGAGGGGCCGGAUCCUCACACCCACCGGGUCCCCGCACCUCGGGGCGCUGCACUCACAGCUGCCCCCGAGCUGCAUCAUCGAGGAGCUGCACCGCGCCCUGGCCACCAAACACCGGCAGGAAAGUUUCCAGGCGAAGGAGGCGCGCUCCUCCCUGAAGCGGCGCAUGGACGGCCGUCUGUCCCGCACGUCCAGCACGGAGAGGGAGCCGGAGUCGGAGGGCAGGAAGCAGUCGGACGAGAACAAAGAGAACUGGCGCCUGGACGAGUACCUGAACGACCAGGACAGCUGGAACGACUCGGUCAUCUCCGGGUCCCUCCCGCGCAGGAUGAGGAAGGAGCUGCUGGCCGUGAAGCUCCGGAACCGACCCAGCAAGCAAGAGCUGGAGGACCGCAACAUCUUCCCCGUGCGCAGCGACCAGGAGCGGCAGGAGAUCCGCCAGCAGAUCGAGACCAAGCUGGCCAAGAGGCUGAGCCAGCGGCCGGCGGUGGAGGAGCUGGAGAGUCGGAACAUCUUGAAGCAAAGAAAUGACCAGCUGGAACAGGAGGAGAGGAGGGAAAUCAAGCAGCGACUGAACAGAAAGCUGAACCAGCGGCCCACGGUGGACGAGCUGCGAGACCGAAAGAUCCUCAUUCGCUUCAGCGACUACGUGGAAGUGGCCAAAGCCCAGGACUACGACCGGCGGGCCGACAAGCCCUGGACCCGACUGUCGGCGGCUGACAAGGCAGCGAUACGGAAGGAGCUGAACGAGUUCAAAAGCAACGAGAUGGAAGUUCAUACUUCGAGCAAGCAUCUGACGAGGUUCCACCGGCCAUAGCGAGGUUUCUUCUGUGAAGAGUUGCCGAUGGUCCUUUUUCGCACGGAGUCUUCCGGCGCCGUGGCCCACAGUCAGUGGGCGCUCUGGCACCGGUGUCCAGCCGGGCCUUUGGAGGCUAUGUCUCUAGAAGAAGGGGAGUCGGGCGGCGCGGACGCACGCGGCGAGCUCCGCCUCUGCUCGGGGGGGGGGGGGAUCGGCUCCUCGAACCCUCCCUUCAGAGUUCGAGGUCAUGUGGACGAGCCAAGACUUUUAUUUUAUAAACCGUCUCUUUUGAAAGACGUCCUUUUUUCCAUGCUACGGGAGGGAGAGCGGCGCGAUUGGGGGAGGGAGGGAGGGAGGGGGGGUGAUGAUGUGCAUGCGACCGAGUCGACCCGUCCCACUCCAGUAUUAGUAGGCACCCCCCCCCCCCCCCCUCUCCGAUCUGUGUGUGAGUCUCACCGAUGCAGUUGAUGCGUUUCAUAUCGACAGUGUAAACAGAAAACCUUUGUCUGCGUAAGGACAGAAUUCCCUUUGUAAGCACUAUUUAUUGUCUGCACAAUACAGGUUUUCAAUUUGUAA
This is a messenger RNA of Gasterosteus aculeatus aculeatus (three-spined stickleback), 2349 nucleotides long. It is a transcript of the gene phactr3b, whose product is annotated as phosphatase and actin regulator 3b. Gene Ontology annotation, molecular function: actin binding. The record is from RefSeq and is a predicted model, not a curated record. NCBI's taxonomy places the organism in Eukaryota, Metazoa, Chordata, Actinopteri, Perciformes, Gasterosteidae. Gene Ontology annotation, biological process: actin cytoskeleton organization.